This is a messenger RNA of Durio zibethinus, 1371 nucleotides long. Its product is annotated as F-box protein PP2-B15-like. The record is from RefSeq and is a predicted model, not a curated record. Gene Ontology annotation, molecular function: protein binding. NCBI's taxonomy places the organism in Eukaryota, Viridiplantae, Streptophyta, Magnoliopsida, Malvales, Malvaceae.
CUUUUUUGACUUCAAUUCAUUGGUCAUCAAAAGAACAAGAUAGGGAAAAUUCUCUGAAAGUUGGGAGACCCUCUCUGUGAUUCACCAUUUUGGACGUUUAUAUAACCAGCAAAUACUUAUUGGAAAAGUCCCAAAAUCCAUAAAUUGGAUACAUAGCUUUGGUUUUGAUUCCUAUUCUUCUGUUUCAAGACAGCAAAAAAAUGGAAUGUUUAGACUUGAACAAGUUGCCAGUGGGCUGUGUUUCUGUGAUUCUGUCCCUCACCUCUCCACCAGAUGCUUGCAAAUCUUCGUUGGUAUCAACAACUUUUCAAUCAGCAGCAGAAUCUGAUUUGGUUUGGGAGAGGUUCUUGCCAUCUGAUUAUCGUGAAAUUGUUUCCAAGGCUAGUAAUACCUUUAAGUUUUCUUCAAAGAAAGAGCUUUAUCUACUCCUCUGCAAUCCUGUUCUUGUAGCUGAUGGCAAAACGAGUUUCAAAUUAGAGAGAUCAACUGGAAGAAAAUCCUAUAUUUUAUCCGCAAGGGAGCUUUCUAUAUCCUGUAGCAAUGAUCAAAUGUUUUGGGUUUGGAAAUCCAUCCCUGAAUCAAGGUUCUCAGAGGUAGCUGAACUCAGAACCAUCAGCAGGUUGGAAAUUCAUGGCAAGAUCAGAACUAAAAUACUUUCUCCAAACACAACCUAUGGAGCUUAUCUUUUGCUGAAACUCGCUGACCGUGCCUAUGGGCUUGAUAUACUACCAUCAGAAACAUCAGUUGAAAUUGGCAAUCAAGCAUUCGUUAACACAGCUUAUCUGCGUAGCCAAGACAGCAAGAAACAACAAAUGGAAAACUUGUUUUAUUCAAACAGGAAGCAUAUGCUAAAAUCAAGGGUGAUUGAAGGAGAUGAUCGGGUUCUGAGCAAAAGAGAAGACGGUUGGAUGGAGAUUGAGCUUGGAGAAUUCUUUAAUGGUGAAGAUGAUGAAGAGGUGAAGAUGAGUUUGAUGGAAGUUAAGGGUCAGCAGCUCAAAGGAGGUCUUAUAAUUGAAGGCAUUGAAGUAAGGCCAAAAACAUAAUCCGGCAACAAAGAUAUUUUCUUAUCUUUUUAAGGAUCAGGUCGGGAUGGGGACAUGAAUUGUCUUUGAUAGAUAGAAUUACAGGUAGCUAUUCGUAUAGGGAUAAGAGUUUUGUCUUCUCCUUUUGUACGUCAAUGGCAAAUACAGUUAGAUUGAAGAACAAAUAUACAAUAUUUUCAUUAAUUUCUCACGAAAAGUACUACAAGAAAUAGAAAAAUAAUUUUUUCAUUUCAUUGGGUCAUAUAGCCAACUUUUUCCAGUUCUGAAUGAAUAAACGUGCUGACCGGAUAUAAAGCUGGAGUCAUUUCAAAUGGCCCCAACGCGUGCA